Messenger RNA from Acaulospora colombiana, 1581 nucleotides. The record is from the annotation of a GenBank genome assembly. Lineage: Eukaryota; Fungi; Glomeromycota; Glomeromycetes; Diversisporales; Acaulosporaceae.
CAAGUCGAAUAUUUACCUGAAGAACAACAGGAAGCAGUUAAAACCAUAUGGUCUCGAUUUUCCGUUGCUCUCCCUUCGACUCGCACUCUCAUUCUUCAAGGGAUCUUUCUCAAAAACCUCAUCAAGAUCGACUUUAUUGUCGCUCUUCCAAAGGAGCUUUCUUUCCACAUUUUAUCCUAUCUGGACGCAAUCUCUUUGUGUCGUGCUGCCCAAGUGAGCAAAUCGUGGCGACAGUUUGCUGACAACGACUUCAUUUGGCAUAGGCUAUGUGAACAGCACAUCAACAAAAAGUGUACAAAAUGCGGUUGGGGUCUCCCAUCCCUGUUCGAGAGAAAGUUUAGUAAAAAACGAUCCGCCAUGACCUUUGCCACAUCAUGCUAUACCCCUUCUGUCUCUCAUGAUCUUCAACAACUUUCCAUAUCUCAUUCGCAGCCCUCAACUCCAUCAUCAACUUCCAAUACUUCGCCUUCUACGCCGAAUGCUUCGGAAUACGAAUCUUCAGAAGAAAUUCGUGAAGUUAAACGCACCCGUUUGUCUGACUCUUCGUUUUCAUCACUAUCGAUUCCUGAAAAUCGUCAGGGGCGUUCUUGGAAACACGUUUACGCUGAGCGACAAGUUGUAGAACGUAAUUGGCGUAAAGGUCGUUACAGUGUGCGUGUGCUAAGAGGUCACACCGACGGAGUGAUGUGUCUUCAAUUCGACGAUUGCAACAACCUUCUUAUCACCGGCUCUUAUGAUACAUCUAUUCGCCUGUGGAACAUAGAUAGUGGGGAACUUGUUCGGGUGUUGACGGGACAUUCGCGAUGCGUGAGGGCGUUACAAUUCGAUGAUAAAAAACUUGUCACUUGUUCCAUGGAUCACACCUUGAAGAUAUGGAAUUAUCACACCGGAAAAUGCUUGAGAACACUUGAAGGUCAUACCGAUGGGGUUCUGUGUCUUCAUUUCGAUGACAACGUCCUUGUCAGCGGUUCUGCCGAUAAUAACAUAAAAGUGUGGAAUUUUUUCACAUGCGAAUGUUUUACUCUGACUGGCCACCAGGAAUGGGUAAACCGAGUGGCGAUUUAUCAGAAGACCCAAUUAUUCUCUUGUUCUGAUGAUCACACCAUACGGUUCUGGGAUUUGGAGUCGCGAACGUGCACGCGCAUUCUUGGAGGUCACAAUGCUCCGAUUCAAUGCAUUCAACCGGCUUAUUCAUUGUUAGUUUCUGUCGACCGGAGAAAUUUCGUUGAAACUCAAAAUUCUGUGAAAGAAAAGGAUGACCCCGAAAAUUUGCAUCCCGUAAUAAUUUCUGGAUCUUUGGAUAAUAUCAUCAAGAUCUGGUCCAUUCAAACGGGUAAAUGUCUUAGGACCCUGUUUGGUCAUGAAGAAGGUGUAUGGUCCUUGGCCGUGGAUAAAUUACGCUUGGUGAGUGGGGCUCAAGAUCACACGGUCAAGAUUUGGGAUAAAGAUUCUGAAGGUGGAUGCCUGCACACUUUAUAUGGUCACACCGGUGCUGUUAAUUGUGUUGCUCUGGGAGAUACAAAAAUAAUAACGGGCGGUGAGGAUGCAGAAAUAAGGAUUUGGGAUUUUAAGGGUCAAUGA